AUGACCGAUGACAAGUGCCCGGUUGACCACACCACCCGGGCCAAUUGGCUCAGGCAGCACAGUCCGACAUCGCAUGAUCAGCCAGAUGCAGCCCGUGUACUGGCAGCCUACGCAAAGCCAGCCGAUCGCAAAGGCAAAGGCAAGCAAGUCCUCACACCCGAAGAACUCAGCCGAGAGCGUCAGAUCUCCAGCAUUCCUCGUCUCAUAGACUCGGCCGCCCCUUCGGUAGCCGUCUCGGAUGAUGCCUGUCCUGCGAGUUCGACAUCCGUCCAAGCAAGCAAGGUCGAUGGCAAUUGGGUCUAUCCCUCGCCGUCUCAGUUCUAUGAAGCGCUACAGAGGAAGAACAGAGCGCCUUCCAGAGAUGACAUGCCUUUUGUCGUGCCCAUACACAACGCGGUCAACGAGAAGUGCUGGGAGGACGUCCUCGCUUGGGAGCUUGGGCCAGGUCAGAGCAAGAAAGAUGAUGUCAAGCUCGUCAGCUUCAAAGGCCGACCCAAAGACCUCAGCCCGCGUGCAUGGCUAAAGACGCUCGUCGGGUAUUCCGCGCCCUUUGACCGCCACGACUGGCUCGUCGAUCGCAACGGAACCCGUAUACGAUAUGUCAUCGACUUUUACACCGGCCAGGGUGGUUCAGCACCAGCAACAGUGGACCAGCGCUAG
Mixia osmundae IAM 14324 is the source of this 660-nucleotide messenger RNA. RefSeq lists its product as uncharacterized. NCBI's taxonomy places the organism in Eukaryota, Fungi, Basidiomycota, Mixiomycetes, Mixiales, Mixiaceae. The transcript has 3 exons. Gene Ontology annotation, cellular component: mitochondrion. Bases 1 to 660 code for a protein of 219 amino acids. Gene Ontology annotation, biological process: cytochrome c-heme linkage. Gene Ontology annotation, molecular function: holocytochrome-c synthase activity. The record is from RefSeq and is a predicted model, not a curated record.